GUUGAUGAGGGUUGAAAUUCCUAUACAAAUUGAGAUCCCCUCUGCUUCCUAUCAGCUCUGGUCGAUCCCCCGCUCCUGGGUGUCAGUCGCCGUUUCCCCAUCCUGAUCAAUGCCGCGUCGAUUUUAGUCGCACCAUGAAGAUGUGGAUGAAAUUGACAAUACUGUUUCUCAAACUCUCAUGGACUGUCUAUUUUGUAACAGCCAUCCAAAGGAAAGACAUUUUCCCCUAUGGGCCAGUCAACGGCGAUUUAAUUCUUCAGGAGGGGGACGAUGAAACCUCCGAAGCUCUCGAGCUAAAGAAGCCAAUGUUAUUCUAUGAAGCGCAGUUCACCGAUUUAUACGUGGCCACCAAUGGGAUUAUAUCAACCCAGGACCUUCCGAUGGAGAAGCAGUAUGUGGACGACAGCUUCCCCACCGACUUCCCCGCCAUCGCGCCCUUCCUGUCCGACAUCGACACAAGCCGCGGCAAAGGCGCCAUCUAUUACCGGCUGGAGGAGUCUCCCAGCGUGCUCAACCGGGUAGCGCAUGAAGUGAACAGGGGCUUUCCGGACGCGCGUUUCACACCCACCUACGCUGUCGUCGCCACCUGGGAGAACGUGGGGGCUUACGAGGAGUUGAGCCGUAACGCGGGGCCGUCCAACAGGGUGAACACCUUCCAGGUGGUGCUGGGAUACGAUGAGACGGACUCGUACGCCCUGUUCCUGUACCCGGAGGACGGGCUGCAGUUCUUCGGCACGCGGCCCAAGGAGUCCUACAACGUGCAGCUGGAGCUCCCGGCCCGAGUGGGCUUCAGCCGGGGCGAGGUGCCCUUCCUCAUCUUCUCCCGCACCGAGGGGCCCUACUACAGCCUCACCAGCAACGAGCAGAGCGUCAAGAACCUCUACCAGAUGGGGAAUACCGGCGUUCCUGGGAUGUGGCUGUUCCACAUCGGAAACGGCUACUCCUUCCAGAACGUGGUCCCCGCAGCCCUCGGCGUGCCGGUCCCCACAGCGGCUCCACUGGGCCGGGGGGGCGGGCACGGCACCGCCCCCGAAUACUACCCUGACGAUCCCUUCUACGACCCCACGGACGACGACUACCCCACCAUCGAGCCCCAGCCCGAGUUCCUGCACCCGGGGCAGCGCGACCCCACCCAGCUGCGGCCCUCCCUCAUCGGGGUGCACGAGACAGAGGCCCUGCCGGGGCUGUCGCACCUCCAGCCGUACGGCGGUGACCUCCCUCUGACCUCUGACCCCCAGCACCCCGAGGCCCUGCCCCCCCUGUCCCCAGCCUCGGGCCCUGGGGAGUACCCCCUGCCAGAGCCCCGGAACCUCCCCCUGGAAGAUGAGGACCAGCACCCUGGCCAAGCGGCCUACCCUGGCAGGGAGGACACCCCCCGCCUGGAGAGCAGACCGCCCUACGCCCCCGACCACCACGUAGUCAGUGUGGAAGAGGACGUGGAUUUCGACUCUGGAGUGAUCCACUACUCCACGGAGAGCAAGGAGACGUGCCUCAGGUUCCCGCACCACUGCUCGCCGAACGGCUUCUGCACAGACUACCCCAGUGGCCUCUGCUGUCACUGCGACGCCGGCUUCUAUGGCAACGGCCGACACUGCCUGCCAGACGGCGCCCCUCAUCGCGUGAACGGGAAGGUGAGCGGCGAGGUGAUGGUGGGCUCCACGCCCCUGCGGCUGGACGACGUGGACCUGCACGCCUACAUCGUGGUGGGGGACGGCCGAGCCUACACCGCCAUCAGCCAGGUCCCGGAGCCCAUUGGCUGGGCCAUGAUGCCCAUGGCUCCCAUCGGUGGCCUGUUCGGCUGGCUGUUCGCCUUACCGCUCCCCGGGCACAAGAACGGCUUCAGCGUCGCAGGUGCCGAGUUCAGACACGUCGCGGAGGUGAUCUUUUACCCUGGGAACCAGCGGCUGACCGUGAUCCAGACCGCCCAGGGCCUGGACUCGCAGAACUACCUCAGCCUGCAGACCCGCAUCCACGGCAGCGUGCCCUUCAUUGCCCCCGGGUCCACGGUGCAGAUCGAGCCCUACAAGGAGGUGUACCAUUACUACCCCUCAGUGGCAACCUCCAGCUCGCUGCGGCAGUACACGGUGGUGUCGACUGAGGGCGGCUCGGAGACCUUCUCCUACCAGCUGCGGCAGAACAUCACGUACAGGGACUGUCGCCACGGCCCCCGGACCACCCCCGACACCCAGCAUCUGCACGUGGAGCGCACCUUCGUCAUGUACGUGAAGGAAGAGCGCAUCCUCAGAUACGCCAUCACCAACAAGAUCGGGCCCCUGGGAGCUGAGCUGACGGAGGUGAACCCCUGCUUCGCCGGGACGCACGGCUGUGACCCCCAGGCGCAGUGUCUGCCCGGCGAGGGACAGCAGUUCCAGUGCCAGUGCAACACCGGCUACCGCGGCGACGGGCGUAGCUGUUACGACGCGGACGAGUGCGCGGAGGGCGUGGCCGUCUGCGGGGCCCACUCCCGGUGUCUGAACCAGCCGGGGAGCUACAGCUGCCAGUGCAACAGCGGGUACCAGUUCGGCUUUGAUGGGCGCACCUGCAUCGAUAUCGACGAGUGCCGGUCGCAGCCGUGCCACGCCGACGCGUCCUGCUCCAACUCCCUGGGCUCCUUCGAGUGUCACUGCCGGCCCGGUUACCACGGCGACGGAUUCCACUGCGUCCCUCAGUCUGUGCACCCAGAGCGGCCGAAAACCCAGUGUGAGCAGCACAGAGACAGACUACAGGGGGCACCCCAACCUGCCCCUGGGGACUUCGUACCCCAGUGUGACGAAGAGGGCCACUACAGACCCCUGCAGUGCCAUGGCUCCUCAGGGCACUGCUGGUGUGUGGACACUAGGGGGCAGGAGCGAGCAGGGACACGGACGCCUCCUGGGACCCCGCCCACCAACUGCGACCAGCCAGUUCGGCCUCCUCGUCCCCAGACCCAGUGUGAGCAGCACAGGGACAGCCAGCAGGGGCAGGGCGGUUACCCGCUUGUUGGGGGCUUCAUACCCCGGUGUGACGAAGAGGGCCACUACAGACCCCUGCAGUGCCAUGGCUCCUCAGGGCACUGCUGGUGCGUGGACACUAGGGGGCAGGAGCGAGCAGGGACACGGACACCUCCUGGGACCCCGCCCACCAACUGUGACCAGCCAGUGGCCCCCACCCAGCGUCCGGAGACGGUGUGCGAGCGCUGGAGAGCCAGCCUGAUCGAGCACUACGGGGGCCAGCCCGCCCCGCACCACUACCUGCCCCAGUGUGACUCUGUGGGCCAGUUUAACCCCCUCCAGUGCUACGGCGACAGCAGCUACUGCUGGUGUGUGGACAAGGACGGCAGGGAGGUUCCUGGGACACGCUCCCAUGACGCUGUGAAGCCUGCCUGUAUUCCAACUGUGGCCCCUCCCACAGUACGCCCAUUACCUCGGCCCGAUGUCACCCCGCCCCCGUCCGGCACCUCCCUCCUGUACGCCCAGGGCCAACAGAUUGGGGUGCUGCCUCUGAACGGGACCCUGAUGGACAAGGAGAGGGCCUCUGUGCUGCUGGCACUGCAUGGAUCUAUUGUGGUCGGAAUUGACUUUGACUGCCAGGAAAAGAAGGUCUACUGGACAGACCUUGCAGGGCGGACCAUCAACAGAGCAAGGCUUGAGACGGGAUCAGAGCCGGAGACGGUUAUAAACUCAGGUCUGACCAGUCCAGAAGGCCUGGCGGUGGAUGGGCGGAGGAGGCUCAUGUUCUGGGUCGACAGCGGACCCGACAAGAUCGAAACGGCCAACCUGGACGGCAACAACAGACGGGUCCUCUUCAGCUCGGACCUGGUCAACCCUCGCGCCAUCAUAGUGGACUCUGCUGGCGGAACUUUGUACUGGACAGACUGGAAUCGAGAGGCUCCAAAAAUCGAGACUUCUACUGUGGAGGGGCACGACAGGAGGGUGCUGGUGCGCGAUGGUAUUGGGUUACCCAACGCAUUGACCUUUGACCCCUCCAGUAGACAAGUGUGCUGGGCAGAUGCAGGCACCAAGCGGCUGGAGUGCAUCGGGCCGGAUGGCACAGGGAGGAGAGUGAUCCAGAGUAACCUGAACUACCCCUUCAGCCUGGUGUUCUAUGCCAGCCACUUCUACUACACCGACUGGAGGAGGGACGGAGUAAUCGCCCUGAGCCGGGACACCAGCCAGUUUACAGACGAAUACCUGCCGGAUCAGAGGUCCCACCUGUACGGCAUCACCGUCGCCACCCCCUACUGCCUAUCAGGGAGACUGUAAUGACAGAGCCAAAACAAAAUGGUGCUAUUUGGGCAAGUCUGGAAGGGCUUGCAGAGUGAGGACCCCAUGGAGACUGACUCAGAGGACAAGAGGAGGGUGCUCACACAGGUACAAGAAUUCAGUACCUGACACCAACAAGCAAAUCCCACAAGGACAAACCUUUAUUUUUUUUGACAGUUUGUAAACUUGUUUUAUACCUCAUUUUUUCUACUGUAUGUUGUUAUUUUGCGAAAGGCACAGAAAACAAGCUCCUGUCCUUUCGGUCAGAAGCCCUGUUUUUUUUUUUUUUUUUUUUUUUUUGAGAUGUGUAGGAACACAGCAAUGCAGUAUUGUUUUAUCCGUGCACUAAUAUGAAUUUGUAUUUCACAUGAAAUUGCAUUGAAGUCUGCCCGAAAUUUGCUACCACAGUUUUUUAAUCAUUUUUAUCUUUUGUAAGAUGUAAUAUUUAUAACAAUAAAAUGUGAUU
Messenger RNA from Conger conger (European conger), 4707 nucleotides. RefSeq names its product nidogen 2a (osteonidogen) (gene nid2a). Gene Ontology annotation, molecular function: calcium ion binding. Lineage: Eukaryota; Metazoa; Chordata; Actinopteri; Anguilliformes; Congridae. The record is from RefSeq and is a predicted model, not a curated record. The transcript has 21 exons. Bases 135 to 4241 code for a protein of 1368 amino acids. Gene Ontology annotation, cellular component: basement membrane. Gene Ontology annotation, biological process: cell-matrix adhesion.